AUGAGUCUAGUUCGUUUCCUCACCUACGCCAAUGAGUUCGAUAUCCAAGGCAUUGCUGCAACCACAUCAACAUGGCUCCCAAGUCGUACGGACCCCGACACCAUCCGCGAAGUUGUCCAAGACGGCUAUGGACAAGUCGUUGAUAACCUCAGUGCGAACGCUCCCGCUGAUGCUUCAUAUCCAUCGACUGAAGAAAUCCUCUCGAAAAUUUCUUCUGCUCACCCGGUAUAUGGACUUGAGGUUCUAAAGGCCAACAACCUCAGCGACGCUGCUGCCAAUCUCGUGAAGGCGACCGACGAUUCAGAUGCCCCUCUUUGGGUCUCUGUCUGGGGUGGUGCUGCCGUUCUGGCUGAGACUCUUCAGCAUGUCUCCAACACCCGCGAUGAAGCUGCGGUAGAAUCCUUCGUCGGCAAGCUCAGGGUUUACUCCAUCUCAGAUCAAGACGAUGCCGGUUCAUGGAUUCGAGCCCAAUACCCCGCCUUGUUCUACAUUGUGUCGCUUCAUGGAUGGAGUGAAUACACCCAGCCAACUUGGAUCGGCAUCUCUGGCGAGGAAUACCGGCACUUCGACGUUGGUGGCCCUAUUUCGGCCAUCGUCUCCAACGAAUGGCUGCAACAGCAUAUCCGGAUUGGUCCUCUUGGAGCGCAUUAUCUCAACUGGUCAUUCAUCAUGGAGGGAGACACCCCUGCCUUCCUCACUCUGGUCCAGAACGGAUUGGGUGAUAUUGACCACCCGGAGUGGGGAAGCUGGGGCGGCCGUUACGUACAAGUUGAUGCACCCACUGCUGCUCACCGCUCAGUGUACUCAGAUACCGCGGACUACGUGGAAGGCGCGGAUGGCAAGGCAUACUCCAGCAGGUUUGCGACCAUUUGGAGAUGGAGAGAAGCGUACCAGUAUGACUUUGCUGCGCGCAUGCAAUGGACCAUCAAUGGCAACUUUGAUGAUAACAACCAUCAGCCUGUUGUCGUCGUGAACGGAUCUUGCGGGCCAGCGGCGUCAGAAGUGCUUUACAAGUUUGGCGACCAAAUCGUCUUCGACGCCUCCGAAAGCUGGGACCCAGACAAUGACGAGCUGCACUAUGAGUGGUUUCACUACCGCGAGGCCGGUGCAAGGGGUCUUGAAGGGUUCAGUAUACCACUCGUCAGCAACAAUCUCAACAUCACCAGCCUGAACUCCGACGGCAGCGUUGUCGCCGUUGAGCCUCAACGCAACCAGACGAUGCAUCUGAUCUUGUCCGUUACGGACAACAACGAUAUGCCUUUAGUUACGUACCGAAGGCUAAUCCUCAAGCCGAACUGA
Colletotrichum chrysophilum is the source of this 1299-nucleotide messenger RNA. RefSeq lists its product as uncharacterized. Gene Ontology annotation, molecular function: hydrolase activity, hydrolyzing N-glycosyl compounds. NCBI's taxonomy places the organism in Eukaryota, Fungi, Ascomycota, Sordariomycetes, Glomerellales, Glomerellaceae. The coding region runs from base 1 to 1299 and encodes 432 amino acids. The transcript has 2 exons. The record is from RefSeq and is a predicted model, not a curated record.